Opisthorchis viverrini is the source of this 543-nucleotide messenger RNA. RefSeq lists its product as hypothetical. Bases 1 to 543 code for a protein of 180 amino acids. Lineage: Eukaryota; Metazoa; Platyhelminthes; Trematoda; Opisthorchiida; Opisthorchiidae. The record is from RefSeq and is a predicted model, not a curated record. The transcript has 4 exons.
AUGUUGUAUAGGCGAGCAAUGUCAGAGAAUGAUCGAUCAAUCAAGCGUGAUGAAUUCCAAAAACCUCAGCCGCAUGCGAUCAGCCAAAUUGCCCAAGACCAGCGGCUCCUAAAUGAGCUUAUACGCCGUGAUUCAGCGAUCCGAGGAACCGACGGCUAUCUCGCUCAAGCAGUGGAGGUAGAAAGCUGUGCGAAAUCUCGCUACUCGCAGACCGGAGAACGAUUAGAGUCCUUGGCCAAAGCCUUUGGCUCAAAAACUGAGCCAAAGAUGAGCACAGUGGAAAGAGUGGCAGCUCCCAACCUGAUAGAUCGAGAGACAUUGUCGGCCAGAAACCUGUCCGCUGACCAUCCCAGUGACGGAGACCCUCUGAAGCGAAAAAUGGACGUCUUUACAAUGUGCAGCAUUCCCCAACAAAAUGGGGCAACCCAGCAGAUCAGUUUCAGUAAUGAUGAUGAUGAUGAUGAUGAUGAUGAUGAUGAUGAUGAUGACGGCGACGACGACAAAAUGCCAGAACUGCCCGAUCUUAAGCUGUCUGGGAAAUGA